AUCUCAUCCAAUGUGCAACGAGUUUCUGAAGAUGUGCAGUUUGGUGUUAAAGUGUCGGUGAAAUCGGAGCAACUUCGCGUAUCUAUGAUUUCCUUUCCGUUCCUUCAUCGCACUUUGUCUUACGAAAAAUCCGCACGAACGAUGUCAUAGUCGUCCAAGUGCGAAUUAUUUUCACGUUGGACACAAUGGCACUGUUGUUCGUCAUAAUCGUCGUUUCGAUCACCACUGCCAUGUCGCUUCCGCCGGUUAUUAGAAUCGGAGCGAUCUUCACCGAGGAUCAGAAGGAUAGUCCGUCGGAGUUGGCAUUCAAAUACGCCAUUUACAAAAUCAACAAGGAUAAGACUCUAUUGGCGAACACGACAUUGGUUUACGAUAUCCAAUAUGUGCCUAAAGAUGAUUCGUUUCGCACGUCCAAGAAAGCCUGCAAGCAAUUAUCCAGAUCGGUACAAGGCAUCUUCGGACCGUCUGAUCCACUUUUAGGUGCUCAUAUACAAAGUAUAUGUGAAGCAUUGGACGUUCCUCACCUUGAAGCGAGGGUCGAUUUCGAGCCUACUUUCAAGGAGUUCAGCAUUAACUUAUAUCCCGCACAAGAUCAUCUUAACAAAGCAUUCAAGGACCUUAUUUCCUUUCUAAAUUGGACUAGAGUGGCUAUUAUCUAUGAAGAAGAUUAUGGGCUGUUCAAACUGCAGGAUCUCGUAAAAUCCCCGCCAUCCGUGAGAACUGAAAUGUACAUUCGUCAGGCGGGCCCUACAUCCUACAGGCAGGUCCUGCGGGAGGUCAGACACAAAGAGAUCUUCAAGUUGAUUGUUGACACAGAUCCGGCGCACAUGCAGCAAUUCUUCCGAGCAAUAUUGCAACUGCAAAUGAAUGACUACAGAUACCACUACAUGUUCACAACCUUUGAUAUAGAAACGUUUUAUCUAGAAAAUUUCAAAUAUAAUAGCGUGAACAUGACGGCCUUUCGCUUAGUGGAUCUCGAAGAGUCUAAAGUUGCUGAAAUACUCAAGCAAAUGGAACGUUUCCAACCAGCGAUUGGACAUGCCAUUCUGAACAAAACGGGGGUCAUUCAGGCAGAACCAGCUUUGGUGUACGACAGCGUGCAGGUUUUCGCGCACGGUUUGGCAGCUCUGGACCGUAGUCACGAUUUAAGACCAGCAAAUCUGUCCUGUGAGAAAGAGGAACCAUGGGACGACGGUUUAUCACUCUACAACUAUAUUAAUGCCGCAGGUUUACAUGGAUUAACCGGACGUAUUGAAUUCAAUGAAGGAAAGAGAAACAAUUUCAAGUUGGAUCUCUUAAAACUGAAAAAAGAGGAGCUUGUUAAAGUCGGCGAGUGGAAAUCCGGGUCUGGCAUUAACGUCACGGAUCUAGACGCCUUUUACGAGACCACGACGACCAACAUUACGCUCGUGGUGAUGACGAGAGAGGAAAGACCCUACGUCAUGGUAAAAGAAGACAAGAAUUUGACUGGUAACGCGAGGUUCGAAGGCUUCUGCAUCGAUUUGCUCAAGUCGGUAGCCAACCAAGUCGGUUUCCAAUACGCAAUCAAAUUGGUGCCCGAUCACAUGUAUGGGGUGUACGAUCCCGAGACGAAAGAGUGGAACGGAAUCGUGCGUGAACUAAUGGAUAAGAGAGCGGAUCUGGCAGUUGCUUCCAUGACGAUUAAUUAUGCUAGGGAAAGCGUAAUAGACUUCACAAAGCCGUUUAUGAAUCUCGGAAUUGGAAUUUUAUUUAAGGUGCCGUCCAGUCAGCCGACACGGCUUUUCUCCUUCAUGAAUCCGCUGGCGGUCGAGAUCUGGCUCUACGUGCUCGCCGCCUACAUGCUAGUGAGCUUCACCCUCUUCGUGAUGGCACGCUUCAGCCCGUACGAGUGGAACAAUCCGCAUCCGUGUCUGGCCGAGAGCGACGUGGUAGAGAAUCAGUUUACCGUCAGCAACAGUUUCUGGUUCAUCACCGGUACCUUCCUCAGACAAGGCAGCGGGCUCAACCCUAAGGUAACCAAACGCACGCCACCGCGGCUCUUCUCGUUCAUGACUCCCCUCGCCAUGGAGAUCUGGUUGUUCUUGCUAGGCGCUUACGUGGUGGUGUCCUUAACGAUAUGGAUAGUGGCAAGAUUCUCGCCCUUCGAGUGGGUGGAGCCGUCUCCCUGCCCAAGCUGCAAAUGUCCUUUGCAGGGCAGUCACGUGAGCGCCUUGGAUCCGGACAGCGACGACAUUCCUCUACUGAGAACUGUCAACGAGUUCAGCCUGGCCAACAGUUUUUGGUUUACGGUCGGCACACUUAUGCAACAGGGCAGCGACCUCAACCCUAAGGCAACUAGUACGAGAAUAGUAGGCGGCAUUUGGUGGUUCUUCACGCUAAUCAUCAUCUCCUCCUAUACUGCAAAUCUGGCUGCUUUUCUAACGGUGGAGAGGAUGAUAACGCCGAUCGAGAAUGUCGCUGAUCUCGCGGAACAAACCGAGAUAUCUUAUGGCACUUUAGAAGGCGGAAGUACGAAGACGUUCUUCAGAGAUUCAAAAAUCGGGAUCUAUCAAAAAAUGUGGAGAUUUAUGGAAUCAAAGAGUCCAUCUGUGUUCGUUCAAACCUACGAAGAAGGAGUGAAAAGGGUUCUGGAAGGCGACUAUGCAUUUUUAAUGGAGUCGACUAUGCUCGAUUACGCAGUUCACCGUGAUUGUAAUCUAACACAAAUAGGGGGAUUGUUAGAUAGCAAAGGAUAUGGAAUUGCUACUCCAAAAGGUUCGCCCUGGAGGGAUAAAAUAUCUCUAGUUAUACUGGAGCUACAGGAAAAAGGUGUAAUACAGAUCCUCUAUGAUAAAUGGUGGAAGAAUACGGGUGACGUAUGCAACAGAGAUGACAAGAAUAAAGAGAGCAAAGCUAAUGCCCUUGGAGUUGAAAAUAUUGGCGGUGUCUUCGUUGUACUGCUCUGCGGCCUGGCGCUAGCAAUCCUGGUGGCAAUCCUCGAGUUCUGUUGGAACUCCAAAAAGAAUGCCCAAUCGGACAGGUCUCUCUGCGCCGAGAUGGCCUCGGAAUUGCGAUUUGCUGUCCGCUGCGGCUCCAGGCAGAGGCCCGCUGCGAAAUCGCGCAAUUCCGCGGCCGCCGGGCUGUGCGGCCGUUGCAGCCCGCGCUCUUCCAGGAGAAGGACGCGACUCUGCUCCUCCGAACACGAGGAAACGACCUACAUACCGAGCAUCGAGAUCCCGCGAUUAAAUGCAGGAGGGUGGUGCGUUGUCGAUGACGGAGAUGAAGAAAUCAUUGAGCUUCGAUCAAGUGUCCCAUGGCGGGAACACCUAGCACAGGCUUCGUCCUCAUCUUCGUCCUCAACAGCAGCAGCAACAGCAGCAGCAAUCACAACAACAGCAACCGCCACCGUGCAAAGCCACCCCCACGCACACGCGUCACACGCACUGCCACUCACAUUCACAUCUUCACAGCCAUCACUCGCACAAACACCAAGCACCUCCGCCGAGACAGAGACGGGGCUCUUCGGGCAUCAUCUUGGGUCAAGGAGGUGACCACCCUGAGAAUAUUCUCUGGAGAUUCGACUGCGAUCUAGCGGGUGAACCAGACGUAGUAAUUUCCCCG
Trachymyrmex septentrionalis is the source of this 3582-nucleotide messenger RNA. RefSeq names its product glutamate receptor ionotropic, kainate 2. NCBI's taxonomy places the organism in Eukaryota, Metazoa, Arthropoda, Insecta, Hymenoptera, Formicidae. The transcript has 20 exons. The record is from RefSeq and is a predicted model, not a curated record. Gene Ontology annotation, cellular component: plasma membrane; postsynaptic membrane. Gene Ontology annotation, molecular function: glutamate-gated receptor activity. The coding region runs from base 186 to 3512 and encodes 1108 amino acids.